UAAUCAGCCCGCCCCCAGCUAGGCAGCCACCCUGCUUCACUUGCUCGGCAGCUUUGGCCGGCAUCGGUUACUGACAUCCGCCACGCCGCUUCUUUCUUCUCCCGUUUCUUUCCGCUUGCCCACGCAUAUGCUCCAUGGGCGCCCGCGGAUGCCUGGCUUCGUUCCAGGUGGGUGCAUUUUGUGGGUUACGCGUUGUCGCGGCGAAUGGCAGCAGCCCAGUUGCGAGCUGGAACACGUCCGCCCCUGCAAGCGGCAGCAGUCUCCACGACACUCGGACUCCGUUUGGCGUGCCGAAUGCGGAGCAGCGUGGAGCGCGCACCGGUGUCUCGUCUCGAAGGUAACAAGUAACCGCAUUGCCGCUGACACUAACUUGUUUCGUGACGUUUAUUGCUAGCCUGGAGCUCGCGACGGCGUCUUGCAUUCGCAUUCACUAGCAAACACUUCGCAUUCAUUUCCGUGAGCAUCAUGCCCCCGGGGAACAGCUGAAAAGGCCGCGGAGACUGCAAGAUGUAACUAAACCCGAGCCACCGACUGGAGGCCCAGCGCACACGCCUGGAUGACAGCACGCCGCCGCCCUCGGCACUCGUGGACCCCUACUGCUAUGGCCUGCACUAUGCGGUCUCUUUGUUUCCUCGUCAGAGAGGUUACAAUCACCGGCGCUUUAGCACGAGCCCCACUGUCACUGGUGCGGAAUGAUAGGAGGCGACAGGAAACCCGGGAAACGGGGAAACGGCGGGAUCAAAGACGGACACACACACACACACCCCGUCGCGUAGGCAUACCCAAUAUGUAUGGCAUCUAUUUAAGUCACCUCCACGACAACGCAAUCCUGUGUAGACUGCCUUGCAGAGCUGAAGUCUUCACCCAGCUCAUUACAUUUACAGCUGUGGUGACAACGAACAUCAACUUGUGUACCUGAAAAAGCAAUUGCGGUGUCCAUAGUCUUCACCGUGUGAGGGUGAUUAAGGGCGGGGCACAAUUCCUGAGGCAGCUCAAGCCCCGCCCCGAGCACAGCAACCAAAAAUGAGUAAUACAAUUGGAAGGUCAGAAAAGUCGGUGGCUUUGGAAAAGGAGGCGAAGGAGCUCUUGAAGAAGGCGAAGGGCUUGACGGUGCCAUCAAUUCUUGAGCUUCGCAUCAAGCCUGACUGGGAGGCCGCCGCACCUCUUUUGGACAAAGCUGCGCUGAUGUACAAGCAAGCGGGCAACCUGGAAAAGGCUGUGGAAGCGUACGAGCGGGCGGCCUACGCACAGGAGCGACUAGGCAGCCAGUGGCACGCGGGCAAGCACUACGAGGUGAUUGCCGAGCUGUGCCGCAAGCUGGAGCAGCCGGCGCGGGUGGGGCACUACUACAAACUGGCGGCGGACGCAUACAUGCAGUGCGGCAAGCCCACCACAGCCGGCGAGUGCCUGUGCCGUGGCGCCCGUGUGCUGGAGGACACGGACCCCGACACCGCCAUCAAGCUCUACUACGACAGCCUGGAUGUGUACGAGAGCAGCGAGAAGGACGCGUACAGUGUGGACGCCUUCCGCCACGCCGUCGCCUUCCUGCUGCGCCAGGAGCUGUGGGCGGAUGCGGUGGAGGUGCAGAUGCGGUUCGGGGCGGUCAGCGAGAAAAACAACGCGCGACACUCCCAGAACAAGGCAUACCUGGGCGCCGUGGUGACGUGGCUGUGGGCGGGCGACGCGGAGAAGGCGUGGCUGACCUUCCAGGACGCCAUGGGGGUGGAGGCCUUCGCGCACACCGAGGAGGCCUUUGCCGCGGAUGCGCUGUUCGAGGCGUACAGGAACAACGACGCGGACGCCGUCCAGGCGCUGGUCAAGUCCAAGUCCCAGUUCAAGCACAUGGACCACUGCGUGGCCAAGCUGGCUCUGCGCCUGCCCAACCCCGGCUGCCGCAUGCGCCGCAUGGCCCGCAAGCUCAACACGCUCAUGGCGCAGUCGGAGGAGGAGGACCAGGGCGAGCAGGGCGAGGAGGGCGAGGAGGGCGGCAGGCACGAGGAAGAGCUGCUGUGAGGCGGGCGGAGGCGUGUGCCGUGCACCGAGGUGCCCUGGGGCGCGCUGAGCAGGGCAUGAGCGGUGGUGGGCCCUGUUCCCACGGCGGCGCGCCGGUGUCGGGCUGUGCUGUCGCCAGGGCGGGCCGGCGGGGAGGUGGGGUCGGCUGGUCGCGGGCAGGAGAGUGCGUGUGCGUGCUUGUGUCGAGGAGCAGCUGGCAAGGGGGCUGUCCGGGACUACUGCGCGGGGGGGGGGGGGGGGCAGAGGGAUGGAAGCGGGGGGUGCCGCACGAUGUGUGGAAGUAGCGGAAGCUGUGAGGCUUGCGUGCGACGUCACGGCCACCGGCCGUGAAGCAAAUGUGGUGGAGGCGGUACGGUGUACGAAUAGAUACGGUUCGACU
This is a messenger RNA of Chlamydomonas reinhardtii, 2392 nucleotides long. RefSeq lists its product as uncharacterized. Gene Ontology annotation, molecular function: soluble NSF attachment protein activity; syntaxin binding. NCBI's taxonomy places the organism in Eukaryota, Viridiplantae, Chlorophyta, Chlorophyceae, Chlamydomonadales, Chlamydomonadaceae. The record is from RefSeq and is a predicted model, not a curated record. The transcript has 9 exons. Gene Ontology annotation, biological process: intracellular protein transport. Gene Ontology annotation, cellular component: vacuolar membrane; SNARE complex. Bases 1024 to 2013 code for a protein of 329 amino acids.